AUGAGCGGGCACGGCGAGGCUGGAUCGCUGCAAAGGGCGCACGCCCUCUCUGCCCAAGCUGCAGAACUCCUGCACUCCCCCUCGCCACCCUUACCUGCCCUCACGUCAGCCCUUGACGCCUAUCGCCAGGCCGCCGAGCUCUUCUCGCAGGCUACAACAGUGCCCGGUGUGGAUUCAGGAACGCUCAAGACUCUCCAGCUCCUCACUACACAGCACCGGAAGCUGGUCAAGGAUCUCGAACGGCGGAUUGCGUCUGCACAGCCUAUCCUCCGUCGAGCAGCAACGGUCCCAGCUCCUUCGUCCUCGGGCGCUACUGGCUCUUCUGCAGCGCCGGGGCGUGUCGGUCGAGAUGCACGGCCCUCAGAACCAAUACGGCGGCCAACGGAACCAGCUGGACUGGCCGCUAUCGGUCUCACUCCCAGCCCUUUCUUUGCUUCGACAGCGUCGGCGCACCGGCCUAGCUUGACGCAGGCAGUAGGAAACAGUACUCGAGCCCUCCCACCUUUUGCCCAACGACCACAUCCGGCUACUACCUCAACACCAGCCGCGCCGAGCCUUACAAGCACAUCGGUCCAUCAGCCCACCCUCUCCCCGCUCUACUCGUCCGCGUCGUCCGAAGACCCCGACCCGGCUGAAUCAUACAUCACCUUCGGGCUCGGGCUGGCGGGCGAUGGUAAGGCCGGACGAGGAGGGAAGGAGGUGGAUCCAUUUAGCAAGUUCUGGGGGAUGCUGGAGGAAUGCCUGGAUGUGGUUAGUAGGCCGGUGGCAUUCGCUAGUGUCCCUCUGGGUCCAAAAUCGGAGGCGAUGGGGCAAGGGGAGGAUGGAGACUUUGACGAGGGCCGGAAAGAGCGCGAGAAGCUGAAGAGGGAGAGAAAGAGGACUAAGAGUAAGGCCAAGGGGAUGGAGAUUGAUCGCACCGCCUCACCGAGCGAUUCGUACUGUAUGGUCUCGUCUGAAGCGCCAGCGGCCUCGUCAUCAAGAACAGGCCGUACGGGCUCGCCGUCCUCUAAAACGCCCGAAGAGCUACAACUCGAGAACGAGUCUCUUCGCGCAUCCCUAGAUGCUCUGGCUGUGCAUAAUCAACAGGUCGAAAGGGAGAAUCAGGAGCUGAAGAAGCGGAGUCUGGAGCGGGAGGCUGUAUUGCGGACAAUCGCGGAAGGCGUCAGGAAGGAGGCGGAGAAGGCUCGACUGGAUACGAGUGUCCUUCUGCGGUCGCAGAUACUUUCAGCGAGCAUCAGCACCGACGCCGCUGCUCCUCCGGCUAGGCAUACACACGUCGGCACUUCGACAACCACCAAGCAGGGCGACGAUGCUCAAACCGUCGAGAAGCUCAAGCAUAGGAUCGGCGCGCUGGAGGAAGAAGUCAAGAGUCUCAAGACGGACAAUGAGAAGCAGAAAGCGAAUGUCAUCAAGUACAAGGAUCGACUCGAGUUGAUCAAGUCAAAAUCGCGGGCGAAGAAGGAGGCACGGGGUGAAUCUUGA
Molecule: messenger RNA, 1482 nt
Organism: Dioszegia hungarica
Lineage: Eukaryota; Fungi; Basidiomycota; Tremellomycetes; Tremellales; Bulleribasidiaceae
Exons: 6
Coding region: 1-1482 (493 amino acids)
Source: RefSeq, a predicted model, not a curated record